Messenger RNA from Salvelinus sp. IW2-2015, 676 nucleotides. NCBI's taxonomy places the organism in Eukaryota, Metazoa, Chordata, Actinopteri, Salmoniformes, Salmonidae. The record is from RefSeq and is a predicted model, not a curated record.
AACACGCAUGCGCUGUUUUAUCCAUUCGGGUUUACUGGAUAUGACAUUAGGACUCGUUUGAUCUAAAACGAAACUCGAUUAAAAAAGAUUGUGAAAUCUGCGUUAUUGUUAACAAUUAUAGUCACUGAUCAUGCGAUCCUGCUAGAUCUAUCGUCUGAAAAGAGCCAAAGCCAGCAGCGGUAAAGCAGUUGCUUGUUGGUGAGCUAGCAAUAGUUGUUACGAUAUGGCAAGGUAAUUGUCUAAAGGCUUUUUACAGAAUGUGGAGAAGGCACUUCGUAAUUGCUUGGAAGGCAACGCCUGGAUAAGAAGAUCCCUACUUAGAUAUUUUGUUGACAAUUAGAUAAACAUGGGUAUGCCAUUAUUGUCCCAUCCGUGCUUUAAAGCAAUUUGUGUCAUCGCUUUACUCAAUGGGCUUGGCGACUGCAGCGAGGGGUCAGCAUCGCAUCAGACCUCGCAGUUCUCCUCAUAUGAAGUCACCAUACCCAAGCGCUUUGGGAAGCAGAGGAGAGACAUGGAUAGCUCAGAUUCUAACCAGGUGUCCUAUAUCAUCAGUGCCAUGGGAAAAGAGCAUGUUGUUGUCCUGGAGAAGAAUGAGCUACUGCUCCCUAAGACUUCACUGUGUACACACAUGCCAAGGAUGGAUCUCUAUAUAACCAACAGACCUCAAUGCAGGUAA